UAGGUGUUGAGCUUUGGGAGGCUUAUUCAUUUUCAUGCGCUGCGGGCAACUUCGCUCAGGUGUUCACAUCAGUCAAACAAAACAUAAAACGCAAGACCCAGGUUUCGAACUUUGCAAGCCAAGCUAACGCUCUGACAAACUUUACGUUCUUCAGGCCCAUUUGACCGUGUCUCUUAAUUUGGAAUAUAAUUAUUACCAACUCUACUAACUAACUUGUUCGAGAAUGGCACAAUACAAGGGCGCAGCAAGCGAGGGGUCGAGAGCAAUGCAACUGCAAAAGCGUCGAGAAAAGGAGCACAAGGAAGCGGAAUUCAGGAAGAACAAAUUAAAAGAAGAACUACGCGUGGAUAAGAUGGAAAAUAAAUUUGCCGUCCAUUAUGACGCGGUUGAAGCUCAGUUAAAGCACUCCACAAUUGGUUUGGUCACUUUGGACGAAAUGAGAGCAAAGCAGGACGACGUUAUCAAGGAACGAGAGAAAAAGAUUGCACAGAAGAAAGCAGAGAAAGAGCAGAAGCGGAAAGAAGAAAUUGAAGCAAAGAAUGCUCAGAAGCAGUUACAAAAGCAGCAGAUUCGAGCCCUGUCUUUUUUAACCGAAGAAGAUUGUGACGAUGAUGACAAAGGUUCAGGUGGGGGUCAGUCGGAUGGAAAGGAAGUUGAAGAAAUGGAGGAUCACCAAGAUGAUGAUGAAGACGACGUCACCGAUGAGGAUGAACUUGAAGAAGAAAUUCCAACAAAAAAGAAAAAGAUGGGAAAGAAUCCUGAUGUGGACACAAGCUUCUUGCCGGAUAAGGACAGAGAAGCGGAAGAGAAUCAACUACGAGAACAAUUAAGAUUGGAAUGGGUUACACAGCAAGAAUCUUUAAAAAGUGAGGAGAUGAGCAUCACGUACAGUUAUUGGGAUGGCUCUGGGCAUCGUCGUGUCAUGAAAGUUACGAAAGGUACCUCCAUUUAUCAGUUUCUUCAGAAAUGCCUAGAGUCGCUACGAAAUGAGUUUGGAGAACUGCGAACGGUGAUGGCGGAUCAACUAAUGUUUGUGAAAGAAGACUUGAUUCUACCACAUCACUACUCAUUUUACGAUCUUAUCGUUACCAAAGCACGGGGGAAGAGUGGUCCUCUAUUUGCCUUCCAUGCCCUCGAUGACAUUCGAGUAACUCAGGACGCAUCUAAAGAAAAGGAAGAUUCACACGCUGGGAAAGUUUUACUUCGUACAUGGUUUGAACGGAAUAAGCACAUCUUCCCUGCUUCACGGUGGGAACCCUACGAUCCUAAUAAAAGCUACGGAAAGUACACAAUUGCAGACAAGUCAAAAAUUAAGCGGCGUACCGUUUUAUACAUUGUGUCGGGUUUCAUUUUUAUCGUGAAUAAAGUUACUGAAUUUAAUAUACAUUAUUAAA
Messenger RNA from Folsomia candida, 1394 nucleotides. RefSeq names its product protein FAM50 homolog. NCBI's taxonomy places the organism in Eukaryota, Metazoa, Arthropoda, Collembola, Entomobryomorpha, Isotomidae. The transcript is spliced from 7 exons. Gene Ontology annotation, biological process: chromatin organization. The record is from RefSeq and is a predicted model, not a curated record. The coding region runs from base 224 to 1393 and encodes 389 amino acids. Gene Ontology annotation, cellular component: nucleus.